Nothoprocta perdicaria is the source of this 3793-nucleotide messenger RNA. RefSeq names its product KIAA2013 ortholog. The record is from RefSeq and is a predicted model, not a curated record. NCBI's taxonomy places the organism in Eukaryota, Metazoa, Chordata, Aves, Tinamiformes, Tinamidae. The transcript has 3 exons. Bases 1 to 1344 code for a protein of 447 amino acids.
AUGGCGGACGAGUGCGUGACGCUGCGCGAGGAGGUGGUGGCCCACCGGGGCCGGCCGCACCUCUACCUGCAGCGCCUGCGCAUCGCCAACCCCACCGAGCGCGUGGCCGCCUUCGAGGCCUCGGCGCCCGCCCUGACGCCCUCGCUGGGCGGCCGCUUCGCCACCAGCCUGGAGAAGGUGGAGGAGCGGCAGUUCCUGCUCUCCUCCGGCCGCCUGCUGCUGCCCGGCAGCAACAAGGUGGUGCUCGUGGUCGUGGCUGCCAAGAAGCUGGUGAGCCGUGUGCAGGUGGCACCCAAGUCGCAGUUCGAUGAGACCCUGCUCUCUGUGGUGCACACCUCGGAGCCCAUCGAGGUCUCCCGGCUGGAGGAGACCUUCAGCAAGCUGAAGGAGGCCACAAAGAAGGAGAUGCUGGAAGUGAUGCAGAUGGGGGUGGAAGAUCUUUUCCAGGAGCACCAGCAGACCUGGUCGGAUUUGUUCAUUUCAGGCAUUGAAAUGAGAAAGAUCACAGAUUUGCAUACACCAUCCAGUGAGACUGUUAACAUGACCCUCUACUAUGUGCUGUCCACCAUGCCAGCUCCCUUGCUAGAUCCACUCAUCAGUGGUGAGGACAGGGAAAAAAUGGAAGCCAGCUUGAACUAUGCAGACCACUGCUUCAGUGGCCAUGCAACCAUGCACGCAGAGAACCUGUGGCCAGCAAAGGUGACCAGUGUCCCCCAGAUCUUGCAGCUCUCAGACUUGUGGAAGCUGACUCUCCAGAAACGGGGAUGCAAGGGUCUCGUGGCAGCUGGGGUCCAUGGACUCAUGCAGGGGAUGGUGCUUAGCUUUGGGGGUCUGCAGUUCACAGAAAACCAUCUUCAGUUUCAAGCUGACCCUGAUGUACUUCAUAACAGCUACUCCUUACGUGGGAUUCAUUAUAAUAAGGACCUGAUUAACCUGGCUGUUCUGCUGGACUCGGAAGGAAAACCCUUCUUGCACGUGUCUGUGAAGUUCCAAGACAAGCCAGUUCGACUGUAUGCGUGUGAGGCAGGCUGUAUGAAUGAGCCUGUGGAGCUGACCUCCGAGGCACGAGGCCGUACCUUCCCUGUCAUGGUGACUCAACCCAUCACACCACUGCUUUAUAUAUCCACAGACUUGGUCCACUUGCAGAACCUGAGACACACACUCCAUCUAAAAGCUAUUCUGGCUCACGAGGAACACAUGGCCAAGCAAUACCCAGGCUUACCCUUCCUGUUCUGGUUCAGCGUGGCCUCCUUAAUCACAUUAUUUCACCUAUUUCUGUUCAAACUCAUAUACAAUGAAUAUUGUGGGCCAGGAGCCAAGCCACUCUUCAGGAGUAAGGUAUAAGGCUGCUGCCUUGGGCUGAUCUCCACUGUCAUCAACUUAAUUUUAUGUCAUCUUGUGCCUAGGGAGGUUUUCUCUUUGUGAGGAUUUUCAUUGUCUUUUGUAACACGUGAUCCGUGACCUCUUUUUGCAAAAAGUAGGAUUUGGACAGGGAUUGGAGUGGUAGGGCUCACACAAACAUUAAAAAAAAAUAAAUCCCCUGUCAGUCCUUAAAUCUUCAGAAGGCUGCAGUUUAAGGCAGAUGCAGCUUUCCUGUCCUUUUUCUCACUCAUUCAUGUAGAACUUUGCUUGUAUUUAAGAAAACAGCUGCAGCCCUGAUACUAAAUGCUGUUCCUUGUUAUGCAGAAAAGGAAUGAGGGUGACAGGGGUUCUGUACUUGUCCUAGCUACUGUGUGGGGGAUGUGCAGACUUGUCUGCCUAGUUUGAAUGUGAGCUGGGUCAUAGGAGAACACACAAACCCAAGCCUGUGUUAGGCAAGCCAGGGCACCGACAUUGGCUCUGGGGUAAAUGCUCAUAGAGAGGAGGACUGAGCAGUGUCUAGGUUACUACUCCAUUUACCAGCACUUGGAAAACUGCUGGGCUAAUGCUUCUAAAAUAAAUGCAAAAUACAUAGCUGAUCUAAGAAAAAGGCUGAGUUUUAGCUGAGAAUUAGAGGUUCAGAUUGCAGUGCCCUGCAUCUCACUUCUGCAUAAGGGAGGUGAAAUUCUUGAUUGAAUUGCCUUAGAAGUAAUGCCUGGGCAUGGGACAGUUAGCACAGAACAGAAACGAGACAGUGGGUUCUACUUGUAGUACUGGUAUUUUCCUGUUGCAUAUUGAUGAGAUGGAAUGGAAAUGGAAAACUGGGCUGGAUUUGCUGUGUGAGCUAGCUGCAUUGUUCAGAGACAGCUUUCCUUAGUAGAGUAAUUUUUUAAAAACUCUUUAAAAAAAAUGAAAAUUUGGAAGCUGUUAAAUAGAACUGCCAAAGGAAAAGCUCUGGCUUUAGAUUGUUAUCUUGUUUUCCCAAAUUGUAAUAGCAAAUUAGAUUCUGGCUAGCCAAGGCUGGACAAAGGGUACUGGGUCUAAGAUGAGCUGGCAAUGGGCCUGUCAGCUCACUGGCUUUGUAAGGUUGAGCACUGGAGUUGAGACCUGAUCCCAAGGGGGGCUGAAUACUUGCCAUCCUCUGAAGAAAUGAGAGCUGAAAGUCCUUAUGGCUAAGUAGGACAUGAUAGAGAUUGCAUAUCAAAGGAAUCGGCAAAGAAAUAAGCCUAUGAUCAUGAUCAAAUCAUUAAUGCAGAAGGGGGAAGUGGUCAGGAAGUAUUUGAGUUAUUGUGUGUACAGCUGUGUCCUAAAAUUCUAAAUGAGUUGCAUUCUUUUUCUUUUUUUUCCACUGCUAUUUGGUUGCCUUUGUCAUCUCAGAGACUUGUCUUAUGCCUUCUACAGAAUGAUUUGUUCACUGUUAUUGCAGGUAGCUAUCCCUGACACUAUUAACUGAACUGCUGAGAAGCCUCACAGCUACAGACAGCACCUCUUCACUCUUGGCACUGCUAGAAGUCUUGCAGUGCCUAAAGAACAAAUAUGUUUCCUGGUCUUAACUGGACCCAGUUAAAGUGAAGUUGGUGCAGAACUUGAUUUGAGAAACAGGGAUGAACUGGAAACCAGUUGAAGCUCAAAACCUCUGUAGCAGUAAGCAAAAUGAGUGAUAUUGAUACAACACCUUGUUUUACUAAUCAAAUGAGACUAUCCCAGUGUCUGAGUGAACUUAACAGUCCUGCUUUCAGCCUCCAUUUGCACAAGAUGUCUUGACAAUUCUGCAGCUGAGAACAAGGGGCUUUUGAAAGCAACAAUCCUUUUUGUGCCUUGUUAAGAGAGGAACCUGUGACUCGGAACAUGUGGUUAUUCAGGAGUUUAUCCCGGGAGCUUGUUUAAUAGACAUGUUUUUUCCCUUGUAAGCUGUUCAGUUCCCUAAGAGUAAUCCAUGUGGUGAAAAAUACUUGAAAUACAUCAGAUCCUUUGAUAUUUUGAUUCUUUUUUUAACUUUACAGCAAAAUAAAGAAUGAUGAUUUCCUUAAGAGACUUAACUAGAAAAACUUAGUGUAACUUCCUCUCUGGUAUACAUUUUUUAAUUUAUUGCUUGGGGAGUGGGGGGAGGGAAAGGAUGUUAAUAAUUUUGCCUCCGCUUCAGUAACAGGUUGUUCAAUUGAACUGUAGAUAUCUAAAUGAUGGUAACAGGUUUUCCAGCCUUUAUCAUUGUAGAAUGAAAAAUCAGUUUAAUGAAAUUGUUUCUGUAUUUACGCUUGGAAAUGUAAAUGAUCUGUGAGUUUCCUAUUCUGAGCAUAUUGAGAGUUUGUGCAUUGAUUUGUUUUGGCUGUUUGGGGAGACAUCACACUUUCUAGUGAUCACUUUCUAGUGAUUUAAAGAUGGGUUGGUUUUAAAAUACCAAAGCUGUUGUUUCUAAAUAAAUACCUUCAGCCAA